Tyto alba (common barn owl) is the source of this 1374-nucleotide messenger RNA. RefSeq names its product dnaJ homolog subfamily C member 25-like. Lineage: Eukaryota; Metazoa; Chordata; Aves; Strigiformes; Tytonidae. Gene Ontology annotation, cellular component: endoplasmic reticulum membrane. Bases 868 to 1374 code for a protein of 168 amino acids. The record is from RefSeq and is a predicted model, not a curated record. Gene Ontology annotation, biological process: protein folding. The transcript has a single exon.
AUGACGUGGGGAUUAAGCUGUGGGACGCGGCUACAACAGGGAAUGCUGAAGCACAGCGCAUGCUCCCGUGGUGGAGGACUAUCUUUGAAACUCUGAAGGCUCAGGAGACCGUUAAGAAUAAAGACACUAAAGACAGGAAAGGUCUCCCGGUCGAUAAGAAGACCUCGGAGCCUCUUGAGGUGGGCGCCGCCAAGUACCCCCCAGAGGAUGAUCCUUUUGAUCCAGGACCAGUGGACCCAGAGGAGGAGCCAGAUCUCUACCCUCCCGAUCCCCAGGACGUAUGGGCAAAUAUUAAACGACAAGCUCUGAAAGAGGGGGACUUGCAACUUGCGAAAAAAAUAGUCGCUCCUGUUAUCUAUCAGGGGAGGGGGGCUCAAUGGGAGGCAUUAUCCUUCCCUGUGGUGAAGGAGUUGCGCCGUACUGUUACCGAGCAUGGCCUCUCUUCCCCAUAUUUCGCGAGUUUGUUAUCUUCUGUCUUAGAUACUUAUGUCAUGACUCCGCAUGAUCUCAAAUCUCUCGCACAGUUGCUGUUAACCCCCACACAGUAUUCGCUAUGGGAGUCGCAAUGGGGGAGGGGACUCCAAACGCUUUUACUAACCUAUGUGGGCCAUAAUAAUCCUGCUCUUGCUGCAUUGACUAUUGAGCAUCUUACGGGUACUGGCCAGCACACGGACCCGGUGGCUCAGGCGAGGGAUAUUCCGCGGGAAGCGCUUGACGCCACGCGGAAUGAAGCAAAGAAGGCUCUGCUUAAAAUACCUGACUCUCAAAAGCCACAAAAGGCUUUUACUACCAUUACUCAGGAACCUCGGGAGCCUUAUAUGCAAUUUAUUGACAGAUUAAAGCAAGCCUUAGAGCGCCAGAUAGAUAAUGUGGAAGCGCGGGGGUGGUGGCGGCAGCGAAAUGGCGGCGGCGGCGGCGGUCGGGCGCGCAGUGCCGGCGUGGCGGCGGCGGCUGCUGUGCCUCUGUGUGUGCGCCGCGCUGCUGCUGCCGGCGGCGCGGGGCCUCACCGAGGGGCUGUACUGCGGCCGCCGGGUGUGCUACGAGGUGCUGGGCGUCAGCCGGCAGGCCAGCAAGGCAGAGAUCGCCCGCGCCUACCGGCAGCUGGCCCGCAAGUACCACCCCGACCGCUACCGCGGGGAGCCGGCCGCGCUGGGCGGCGGCCCGCAGGCGGCACACGAGAAGUUCCUCCUCAUCGCCACCGCCUACGAGACGCUCAAGGUGAGAGAGCGGGGACCGCCGCCGCGGCCGGAGCCGCUCCGGAUGAAGAAAUGCGCAAAGAUUAUGACUACAUGUUGGAUCAUCCUGAAGAGUAUUACAGGCAUUAUUAUCACUACUACAGCAGGAGAUUGGCACCGAAAGUGGAUGUUAGAAUAG